Carica papaya (papaya) is the source of this 1129-nucleotide messenger RNA. Lineage: Eukaryota; Viridiplantae; Streptophyta; Magnoliopsida; Brassicales; Caricaceae. The record is from RefSeq and is a predicted model, not a curated record.
AAAUCCCUAUAUAACCUCUCCCUCUCUCUCUCUCUCUCGCUCCCGCUCCCAUCAUGUGGACGAGAGAGUAGAAGCUCUUAAAGCACCUGGUUUGUUGUUUGUCGUCAUCAGUCACCUAAACUCAACAAUGGCAGCCACAGAACCUACUGCUCCGCCAACCGCCACACCGGAACCCAACAAUGUGCCGGAGAAGGCGCCAGUCGACCACUCUUUAUUCUCUAGAAUCCGACUGGCGACGCCGGCCGAUGUGCCUUUUAUCCACAAGCUAAUCCACCAGAUGGCUGUCUUUGAGCACCUCACCCAUCAAUUCUCCGCCACUGAAUCCUCCCUCUCCGCCACCCUCUUCAACUCUCCUCCUUUCCAAUCCUUCACCAUCUUCCUCCUCGAGCUCUCCUCCUCCCCUUUCCCUUCUCUUCCCUCUCCUUCCCCUCACUUCCCUCCACUCCAUCGCGUCAUCAACCUUGAUCUCCCCAUCGAUGACCCAGAGAGGACUGACUUCCUCUCCGAUUCUCUCGGCGACGCCGUCGUUGCUGGAUACGUGCUCUUCUUCCCCAAUUACUCUACCUUCGUGAGCAAGCCUGGGUUCUACGUGGAGGACCUGUUCGUGAGGGAAUGUUACAGGAGGAAAGGGAUGGGGAAGAUGCUUCUAACGGCGGUGGCCAAACAGGCGGUGAAGAUGAAUUACAGCAAGGUUGGAUGGGCUGUUCUUGAUUGGAAUGUGAAGGCCAUUAAUUUCUAUGAGCUGAUGGGCGCUGAGGCGUUGCCGGAAUGGAGGAUUUGCAGGUUGACUGGUGAGGAUCUCCAGGCUUAUGAGAAUGCUAAGAUCUAAGAAAACUCAAACUUGAAGUAGGAUUUAAGAAUCCCGGGUUUAUUAACAUUUGAGGAAUCAAACGCAGGGCUGAAGUAUGAUUUUAUUAGGGUUAUGGGGUUUUCUUCUUUUCUCUGGGAAAAUCUGAAUGUGUUUGGAUGCAUUUUGGGGACAGAUUAAAACUGGGUAAGUAAUAAGAUUAUGUUGUCUGUUGAAGCUGAUCUUGAUCAGUAGUAUUUCUGUUUUCUGCUAAUAGUAAUUGUAAAAUCAGACUCUUUUAACAUGAAAUCAAAUGCCCCGGCUGGAAAGUCUUUCUUUUUA